Messenger RNA from Phragmites australis (common reed), 1343 nucleotides. RefSeq names its product deSI-like protein At4g17486. The record is from RefSeq and is a predicted model, not a curated record. The transcript has 4 exons. NCBI's taxonomy places the organism in Eukaryota, Viridiplantae, Streptophyta, Magnoliopsida, Poales, Poaceae. Gene Ontology annotation, biological process: protein deubiquitination. Bases 206 to 838 code for a protein of 210 amino acids. Gene Ontology annotation, molecular function: deubiquitinase activity.
GGUCAAGGUGGAGCGUACUGGAGUCCACCGAUUAGUUAUUGCUUCUUUACCUUCCUCGCUUGGAACCAAAUCAAAUCGAAGCAGCGAAACGAAAGAUCCCUCGCCUUCGCCCCUUCGGAUCUACCAGGCACUAAUCGGGUAGCUAAUGCCGCGCCAGUUGCGAGGUCUGUAGCCGCCAGCGGGCUUCACCGGCGGCGCGGCGGGCAUGGAGGCACAGAACGGCGGCGGCGGACGCGGUGGGGCACCGGUGGUCCUGAACGUGUACGACCUGACUCCCACGAACAACUACCUCUACUGGUUCGGCCUCGGCAUCUUCCACUCCGGGAUCGAAGUUCAUGGCAUGGAGUACGGAUUUGGAGCACAUGAGUUCCCAACAAGUGGUGUAUUUGAGGUGGAACCAAAAAGCUGCCCUGGUUUCGUCUAUAGAAGGUCUGUGUGGAUGGGGACAAUUGAUAUGUCUCGGGCAGAGUUCCGCACGUUCAUUGAAAAUCUUGCAGGAAAGUACAAUGGCAAUACAUAUCAUUUGAUUUCAAAGAACUGCAACCAUUUUACAGAUGAUGUCUGCAAGAACUUAACCAGGAAACCGAUCCCUGGAUGGGUGAAUCGGCUAGCAAGAGUGGGUUCCUUUUUCAAUUGCCUCCUACCACAAAGCAUCCAAGUUUCUACUGUGAGACAUGUCCCUACUCAUCCUGCAUUUUCUGAUGAUGAUAUGGAUUCAAUAUCCUCAUCGAUCAUUGGGGACAGUGAUGUGGAAGAGUUGGACCAACACCUGCUACCAUCAACUGUUGACCACCAUUCUGUAGAUGUGCCACCAAAGCUAGCCAGAAAUCUUCUCUGAAUUGUUCCACUAUUCCACACUCUUGGAUUUCACGCAGCAGUAUACCUUCAACUGCUGCAGCUGGCGUCCAUGAAAUGCUUCUCCGGGUGGCGUGAGAGUAUAGAUGAAUGCCGCUGAUUGUAUUGAUUCUUUGCAACUGAGUCUGCUGUAUAGGCACAGACCGCUCGACAAAAAUGAAACGCUUUCUAAUUCUUUGCCUUUUACUGAUCUUAUAGUGACUUGAUGUUAGUAUCUUGUGUUCGGGUAGUGCUGUAAGGUCCUGGCAAAUUCUGUCAUUAUUGGUGGCACUGGCCUGAAGUUAGUGAAUCCGAAAUUGGCUCAUGGCCGUGGAUCCUGAUAGAGAUGAUAUUGAAACCAUGUCUCCGUUUAUUCUUACCCAGCGGCCUUAGCCACCUUAUGUUGUAACAAAUUAGUACAAUAGAAGCAUGCAUAUUUACCGAAAUUAGACAAUGUAUGGGACCAUAUUUACUGAAAUAUACAAUAUAUCGUUGUAUUUAUAAUUUUA